This is a messenger RNA of Glycine soja, 933 nucleotides long. RefSeq names its product probable histone H2A variant 3. The record is from RefSeq and is a predicted model, not a curated record. Lineage: Eukaryota; Viridiplantae; Streptophyta; Magnoliopsida; Fabales; Fabaceae. Gene Ontology annotation, cellular component: nucleosome. The transcript has 2 exons. Gene Ontology annotation, molecular function: DNA binding; protein heterodimerization activity; structural constituent of chromatin. The coding region runs from base 304 to 663 and encodes 119 amino acids.
CUUUCUCAGUCUUUUUCUUUUGGAUCCACAUGUUUACUACAUUUAUCUUGUUUCUCUUUGUCUGAGGAAUAGGUUUUUUCUUUUCUUUUCUUGAUAGGGAAAGGACAACUAGAAUUUUUUGGUAGUUUUAUUAGUUUAUGGUUUUUGAGUUCUGGUAAAAAGAAAAUUAACCAUGAGUGAAAAUGAGGUACUUUUUUUUUUUUAAUUUUACACCUAUGAAGAGGUUUUCAUUCUCAAUUUUUCAGUUUUUCGAUGACCCAUUUUCUGUCUACCCAACCAAGACGCCCUAAGUUUGAGAAUUAGAUGAUGUCUUCAUCUGACAAUUGCUGUGUGGUGUUGAUGGUGUGCAUGUUUUGUUGGGAAGGGUUUCCUGUUGGACGCAUUCAUCGUCUUCUGAAGUCAAGGGUGACAGCACAUGGAAGAGUUGGGGCAACAGCUGCAGUUUAUUCUGCUGCCAUCCUGGAGUAUUUAACUGCAGAGGUGUUGGAGUUGGCUGGCAAUGCGAGCAAGGAUCUGAAGGUGAAGCGUAUUACCCCAAGACAUCUACAGCUUGCCAUCCGUGGAGAUGAAGAACUUGAUACCCUCAUCAAAGGAACAAUAGCUGGUGGAGGUGUUAUUCCUCAUAUCCACAAGUCCCUUAUCAACAAAUCUUCGAAGGAAUGAGGAAGGUUUAUAACUUAUAAGUUAUUUGAAUCAAAGAUGAAAAUCACUGUAAAUUUAAUUAUAUCUUUUACCUGUGGAUAAUUUGCCCCUUGCAUUAUUAGUUUGGUUGAACUAGAACCAUCCUUCAAAAGAAAUCUGAAAAUUUCUGAUUUCUUCAUUUGAAUUUUGUGAACUGAUGUGCUGACUUUUGUGCUAUGGUACUGCAUGUUAGAUGAUACUGCCUGUCUGUCUAGUCUUUAUUGUGGAAGAUGGUUCUUGUGUCUCGUUAAA